UUAAGCUUCCUUCUCAUCACUCUCGUUCGUAGAAACAACAAUUAUCAUAGUUACACGCUGAACACAAAACAACAGUAAAAUACGAAUACAUAGUGAAACAGUGCGUUGUUUAAUAAACAGUUAAUAUCACUCCAUAAGUUGAUCUCAUGAAUGGACUGCUACACUUUUAUGCAACUGCUAAUCUUAAACUUUGUCGUUAUUUUUAUCGACAAACUAUGUGAAUUUUAUUUCAACUAUUGUUGAACGAUCUUUAGUCAUUAUAAAAAAGAAAUUAUAAAUUGAUGUGAUGUAUUUAUAAUUUAUUAUGAUAUAGUACGCUAACACAGAUUCAAUUACUAUAAUUAAGCUUUUAGCCUAUAAUAUCGUGUGAGACUCGUAGUAAGAAAUUCGGGCCAAAUAUAAGAAACAUUGAGUCAGGUUCAUGAUAUGUAGAUCAGGCAAAACGUAAACAACACAAGUUAGGCUCGUGGUUCACAUUUUUGCAGAUGCCUUUCCAUUGCAUUUAUAUGCUAGUCUUGACCACAUUUGUAUGUGCAAAUAUAUUUUCUUAGAUAUAUUAGAAAAUAAACACUUAUAUAAUGUCUUCAAAAAAAAAAUUUAAUAGUUACUGCACAUGAGAGAAUAGCUAUAUUAGUCAAAGCGUGAGCGACUUUGUUAUUAAGGGGGUAGCCUGGUGUAGCAACUUCAAAAAAUCGAUUUUUUUUUUUGCUUAAUCGAUAGUUUUUCACCUCUAGAAAAUGUUCCCAAAGUCCCAAAAAUAAAUUCAAAAUUUUGCGGGUCGAAACAAGCUCGCUAAGUAUGCAUGCGUAAGCGUUCCCAGAGGCCCCAGAGCCACAGUGCUCACGAGAGUUUUAAAAUGCCUUUAGGAACUCUUGUAGUCUGUUGGUAAUCUUAUAAGCAUUAUAUACAUCAAUGUCAAAAUGUCAAAAAAGAAAAAAAACUUGGUGACAAGAGUAAGCUAACUGACACCUUGAUAAAAAAGCUUACAAAAUACUACGGCCUCGCAAUAAUGAGAAAUCCAGAAUCUGUGGAAAAUAUGCAAAGAGAUAUAAUGGCCACAUAUUUGCAUAGUAUAUCGACUGAUAAGAAACCAAGACAUGAAAAUUGUCCUUCUGCUGAAGAUUCUUGGUGUAAAUUUCGACGCGCCGAAAGCCUAGGAGUUCCAUACACUCACCCAGAGCCUUUACAUCCAGUUGUAGCUGAGAGUAUAUUACCUACAUACAAAGACUUAUCGAGAAAAGAUUUACUUGAAAGAUGUUUAGGCGGCUUCACUCAAAAUGCCAAUGAAAGCUUUAACUCGCUCAUUUGGCGACUAGCUCCUAAGCAUCUACAUUGUGGACGAAAGAUUAUCGAAAUCGCGGCCUAUUUAGCAGCAACUAUGUUUAAUGAAGGUUACUUGUCAUUGCUAGGAAUCAUGUCAGAAGUUGGCAUUAAUUGGAACGACCUGCAGAAAUUUUUCUGAUAAAGUUAAUCAAAGUAGAGUCACUUCUCAGAAUCGUCGAAGUAAAAGCGCUAAUAGGAAAAUCGGUUUGCUGCACAAAGAACAACAACUACAACAAAAUGAACUUUAUGAGGAGAUAGAAGGUCUUUUGUAUGGUCCAGGGAUAGUUGUUUGAUAAUAAAGUUGAGGUAAAUAAAAAAAAUAAUAGUUUAUCAACUUUUUUUCUUGCUUGAAAAC
This is a messenger RNA of Dinoponera quadriceps, 1678 nucleotides long. RefSeq lists its product as uncharacterized. The transcript has a single exon. NCBI's taxonomy places the organism in Eukaryota, Metazoa, Arthropoda, Insecta, Hymenoptera, Formicidae. The record is from RefSeq and is a predicted model, not a curated record. The coding region runs from base 1010 to 1462 and encodes 150 amino acids.